Messenger RNA from Pimephales promelas (fathead minnow), 3797 nucleotides. It is a transcript of the gene iars2, whose product is annotated as isoleucyl-tRNA synthetase 2, mitochondrial. The record is from RefSeq and is a predicted model, not a curated record. Gene Ontology annotation, cellular component: mitochondrion. Lineage: Eukaryota; Metazoa; Chordata; Actinopteri; Cypriniformes; Leuciscidae. Gene Ontology annotation, biological process: isoleucyl-tRNA aminoacylation; mitochondrial translation. Gene Ontology annotation, molecular function: ATP binding; tRNA binding; aminoacyl-tRNA deacylase activity.
UUCCGUCGUUUCUGUCAUUCCGGUUGCGAUCGAGUGCCGCCCAUGCGGAGGAGGAGGUCACAUCCCAUAACAAACUCUCACCCUGGUCGGAAAUUCACCUGUCAGAGUCCCUCAUGCUGCUGGUUCGGCGUUCGGCAGUAGGUUUCGGCGGGGUGGCUCGAUGGGGACUCCGCUGUCUGUGCUCCGGAGACGCUGCGGGCCGGUACCGGGACACCGUGUUGCUGCCCCGCACUGACUUCCCCAUGAAAGUGAACGGGCCAAACCUUCUAGAACGAGAGAUCGAGAUCCAGCAGAAAUGUGGUUUUGACCAGCUGUACACAUGGCAGAGAGAGAAAAAAGCUAAGAAGGUGUACUGCCUUCAUGAUGGACCACCGUAUGCCAACGGGGACCCUCAUGUUGGGCACGCUCUCAAUAAGAUCCUCAAAGACAUCCGGAACCGUUUUGAAGUGCUAAAAGGCAGGCUGGUGCACUAUGUGCCCGGCUGGGACUGCCAUGGGCUGCCCAUUGAGCUCAAAGCACUGGGAGACCUGGGAACCAGUGGGCUGACUCCUCUACAGAUCAGACAGAAAGCCCGGGAGUUUGCAGAGAGGGCCAUCUCUCGGCAGCGUGCUGCGUUCCAGCGCUGGGGCGUGAUGGCCGACUGGGACAAUUGUUAUUAUACUUUUGAUGGGAAAUAUGAAGCGGCCCAGCUUAAAGUCUUCCUGGAGAUGCACAACAAGGGGUUAAUUUAUCAGGACUAUAAGCCUGUUUUCUGGUCACCAUCAUCCAGGACUGCACUUGCAGAAGCUGAGCUGGAGUAUUGUCCAGAACACGUGAGCCGUGCUCUGUACGUCACUUUCCCCCUGCUCACCCUGCCAGCCAAACUCGCUUCCAUAGCAGAAAGUUGGGGUCGUGUGUCUGUUUUGAUAUGGACGACCCAGCCAUGGACUAUUCCAGCCAAUCAGGCAGUGUGUUACAUGCCCAAAGUACAGUACUCUGUAGUGAAGCGAGCUGAUAAUGAGCAGCUACUCCUAGUGGCAACCGAGCGCAUGAACAACCUCGCCUCUAUACUGGGGACAAAUCUGGAGAGUUUGGCUACGUUCGCAGGGUCAGAUCUUGAAGGUGGAGUUUGUCAGCAUCCCACAAUUCCUUCAAAAGAAGUGCCUUUGUUGCCGGCUAAUCAUGUGACCUUGACUAAGGGAACUGGAUUGGUCCACACUGCUCCUGCUCAUGGCAUGGAGGACUACAGUGUUGCAACACACUUUAAUCUGCCAGUAGAGUGCAUGGUGGAUGAAGAAGGCAGGUUUACAGAACUUGCUGGGGCUGAACUGCAGAAUAAAUCCGUAAUGACUGAAGGCAAUGCCACAGUAAUCUCAAUGUUGCAGGCAGCGGGAGCAGUUUUGAAGGAGGAGGACUGUGUCCACAGUUACCCGUAUGACUGGAGGACCAAACAGCCAGUCAUUACCAGAGCCAGUAAACAGUGGUUUAUCAACACAGGCAGCCUCAAAGACAAAGCUAAGGACGCCCUCCAGAAGGUGCGUGUGAUACCUGAAUCGGCUAGGUCCAGUUUGUUGGCGAUGUUGGACAGAAGAACAUACUGGUGUAUAUCUCGGCAGAGGAGCUGGGGCGUCCCCAUCCCAGUGUUCUACCACAAAGAGACCGGAGAGCCACUCUUAAACAAACAUUCAGUUACACACAUCGCUAACGUUUUCUCUGAGAAGGGAAGUGACAGCUGGUGGGCGGAGCCAGUGGAGACAUUUCUGACUCCAGAGGUUCUUCGGAAGAGUAAAGCAAGUGCACUAUCUGAUUAUGUGCGGGGUGAAGAUGUCCUGGAUAUCUGGUUUGACAGUGGUGUCUCAUGGGCCGCUGUACUACAGGAAUCAGACCCGCGUGCAGACUCGUAUGUGGAGGGGAAAGAUCAAAUCGGCGGUUGGUUUCAGUCGUCGCUCCUCACCAGUGUAGCUGUACGAAAUAAAGCCCCUUACAAAACUCUAGUGGUCCAUGGAUUUGCUGUGAGCGAGAGAGGAGAAAAAAUGUCCAAGUCUAUAGGCAACGUGGUCGACCCAGAUGUUGUUAUUAAUGGAGGGAAGGAUUUGUCUGUCUGUCCUCCAUAUGGUGCUGAUGUUUUGAGAUGGUGGGUUGCAGAGUCGAACGUGUUUUCUGAGGUUCAGAUCGGACCGAACACACUGAACGCUGCUAAAGACAGCAUCAACAAGCUGAGGAACACACUGAAGUUUCUCUUGGGGAAUCUCCAAGGAUUUGAUCCUCGUUCCCAGGCUGUGGACACUAAACAAAUGCACUACGUAGAUCAGUACAUGCUACACCUGCUCAGAGAGUUCAGCAUGAAGGUAACUGAUGCCUACAACGAGUUUGACAGCGGCCGCGUCAUCCGCCUGCUGCAAUCCUUUGUCACUAGAGAAUUAUCCAACUUCUAUUUCAGCAUCAUUAAAGAUCGGCUUUAUUGUGACCCUGAGGACUCCCUUGGUCGGAGGUCGUGUCAAACAGUUCUAGAAGAGAUUCUGGAUGGAGUGAGUCGCUCUAUCGCUCCUGUCCUCCCUCACCUCGCUGAGGAGGUGUACCUGCACUCUCCUGGACAUGAUGAGGGGGACACUUUGUUUCGUAGUGGCUGGAUUAAGACCGAUUCUGUGUGGCGGAAACCAGGACUGGAGGAAGCAGUAGAGGGCGCAUGUGCUAUCAGAGAUUCCUUCCUGUCGUCUAUUCCGGGACGUAACGCUGCUGAGUAUGACCUCAUCAUUGCCAUUGAACCCGGCCUGUUCUUUGAAAUCAUGGAGUCUCUUCAAGAGGAGCCCACUUCCACCUGCUCUCAGCUGACAGAGCUCAUGAUGGCCUCACGCACGACGCUGACAAACUCCCUCCCGCGGGAUUUGUCAUCGGAUUCUGUCACAAGCAAUGGAAAGUUCCUCAUCAAUCUGGAAGGGGGAAUGAUUCGUGAAGAGAGUUCAUACAGCGUAGCCGCGAUGCCCACCUCUCUCUCACGCUGUCCGAGAUGUCGGCGAUACACAGCAGAUGAGGCAGACUGCCUCUGCCCACGAUGCCAAACCGUGCUGGAAAAUACCAAGUAAUCACCCUGACUGUUGCCAUGACUACUGCCCACCCACUUGCCCUCCUCCUCCUUUGUUGAAAAAGGCUACAAGGGCUACCAUGGACCAGUAUGAAGCUGCUAUUGUAACAGACAGAAAGUUGUCUGAAGUUGUGGGAGGGGGGUAGCAUGAUACUCAGGGGUCGGACAGGAGACAAACUGUUAUAAAAGAAUAAAGCAAAAAUUUAGAAGGAAACCAAACAGGAAAUUCUCAACUGAGAAAACGUAUACAAAAUCCCAUUUCAGAUCAUGCUUACAAUAUAAGCUCUGACCUGGGAUCUGUGUUAAGUUGACAAAUUUAACAGUGCAGUUCUCUGCUACAGGUUUAAGCCAACUUAUUGUCAGUACGUUGAAAAGAGCGUUUGUAUAUGUCAAUUUGAGCUUGUGUGAGGUGGAAGGAAGGUUUGGUUGAACACGUUUAACUGUACUUUCUGUAUAUUCAAGUCAUUAGGGGGUAUAUUUUAUUGUGACAUUUUGCAUUGAAGAUGUACUUAACAUGCAGAAGCAAUUUGUGAAACCAUUCUUUGUGACGUCAAUUGAAUGUGGCAGUUUUAUCAAAGAGUGGCUUUACAAAAUGUAGACAUUCAUUCUGCUAUUUUCAUAAAUGAGGCUCUGUGCGAGGAGAGUUUUUCAAUUUUAGUUUCUCUGUUUACCUGUAAAUUAUGCUUCAUGACAUGAGUUUUAUUGCUAUGCCAAUAAACAAUGCAUACAGAAAAAA